Molecule: messenger RNA, 1566 nt
Organism: Octopus sinensis (East Asian common octopus)
Lineage: Eukaryota; Metazoa; Mollusca; Cephalopoda; Octopoda; Octopodidae
Product: mitochondrial ornithine transporter 1
Exons: 6
Coding region: 179-1108 (309 amino acids)
Biological process (GO): mitochondrial L-ornithine transmembrane transport
Molecular function (GO): L-ornithine transmembrane transporter activity
Source: RefSeq, a predicted model, not a curated record
UCCUAGCUUAAUGUGUUUGUGUAUUGCACGGGACGGAGCUGUAUGUAAGGUCGGGUCUGGGUAAAUGAGAAAAGAGAAUGUGUUUAAGGCGAAAGUAACGUAUUAGAAAAGAAAAGUAAAUAGAGAUUCACGCACCGGCAACAUUCAGUCCAUAUAUUACAUCUGCUGACCCAAAGUGAUGGAAGUACAAACUACACAGUUUAAAAGAUCAAUCCUUGUCGAUGGAGUCAUUGACUUCACUGCUGGGACGGCAGGUGGGAUUGCCAAUGUUUACAUCGGUCAGCCACUAGACACAGUCAAAGUGAAGAUGCAGACGUUUCCAACCAUGUACAGAAAUGGUCUCCACUGUUUCACCGACACUUUCAAAAAGGAUGGCAUUGUUAGGGGCCUCUAUGCUGGUACCGGGCCUUCCCUUGUGGCAAAUAUUUCGGAAAAUGCUAUUCUCUUCUUGUUCUAUGGAUUUUGCCAGAAGGCAAUUGCUCUUGUUACAAAACAUAAGAAGGUGGAAGAUUUAUCACCUAUUCACAAUGCAUUUGCUGGAAGUGGUGCUGCCUUUUUCUGUGCAUUUGCACUUUGUCCUACAGAACUUGUCAAAUGUCGCCUGCAGGCCAUGCGUGAAAUGAAAGGGGGUGCCAGAACAGUUGGACCUUGGGCAGUAACAAGAGAAGUCCUCCAUGCUGAAGGAAUUCCAGGUCUCUAUAAAGGUUUGACCAGUACUAUACUCAGAGAAAUGCCUGGAUAUUUCUUUUUCUUUGGUGGUUAUGAGUUAACCCGUCAUUUGUUUAUACCAAAAGGUGGCACUAAAGAGGAUGUGGGCCCAGUAGGAACCAUUAUUAGUGGUGGAGUUGGUGGACUAGCUCUGUGGACAGCCAUAUUUCCAGCUGAUGUUGUUAAAUCUAGGAUCCAAGUUCAAAGCACAGUUGGUAAAGCAGCACCAACGUUUUCAUCAGUAUUUUUUUCGGUCUUAAAAACUGAAGGAGUAACAGCACUAUACAAAGGUUUGGGGCCAACAUUAUUACGAACAUUUCCAUCCACUGGAGGCCUGUUCCUCACAGUUGAGUUGACCAAGAAAUACAUGGGUCUCACUGCUGAUUAUUUCCAUUUGUGAUAAUCCUUGAAACUCUGCUAAAUUGUAGUUCACUUGAUACACUGCAAGACCUUAAAAAACAAAAAGCAUUGUAAACAUGUUUUUGAUCUGAAAGCUAAACAAUAUAUUCAUGGCCACAGCUCAUGAGCUGAAACUAGAAUCAAUCAUGAAGGAAUCGAAGAAGGAUCCCAUAGGUGUUCACUCGAUUUGCUAGAAAUAGCAGCUAAAUUUCUCUUAAAUCACUAUUUUACCAUAAAUAAAAAGACACCUCGACAAAAAUAAUAGUAAAUACACAAUGGCUGGAGAAAAGUUGGGAUGGUCACAACUGGAACACUUUUAAUCAUAAAUUUGCUCCAUCAGAGCUAAACAAUAACAACAACGUUUAUGGAAUUCUUUCCAAUAAAGAGAUGAUUAUUUUUGUUUACAACAUAUUUGUAAAAUAAAAUUGAAUAUAUCGAAAUUUUAAUAAAAACUGUUUA